Molecule: messenger RNA, 1032 nt
Organism: Ipomoea triloba (trilobed morning glory)
Lineage: Eukaryota; Viridiplantae; Streptophyta; Magnoliopsida; Solanales; Convolvulaceae
Exons: 2
Coding region: 1-1032 (343 amino acids)
Source: RefSeq, a predicted model, not a curated record
AUGAUGCCUAAGCCUUUCAAACCUAUCCUGAGGUGUCCCUCGUUGCUUACAAAUUGGGACACAGAUAUUAAGCGGGAUCUAAUUGUUGAGCGGAUCAUUGACAUUGACCACUAUGUCCGGAAGUGCAAUGUGAUUUCUCUACUUCGUGAUCAGAAUCUGCUUCAUACUCUUCAGAAUGUCGGAUCCUACUCUGAAUGGCUCACUCCCGAAAUUUAUGUCAAUUUGACGUCUGAGACUGCUCUGGAUUUCUCUCCUCUGUUCCACAAGAUUUUCGUGCGCAACACUUGGUAUGACUUCAGUCCUUCUAUUAUCAAUGCUUAUCUCCACAGGUCUGAGAUUGAGGAGCCCUAUGAACCUGCCCUGGAUUUCUUGGCGUCUGCCUUGACUCAUGCUCAGCUUACUGAAUGGCCGCAAGGUGAUAUCCAAUCUCAUCUCCUGACAACAGUUUAUUCCGUGCUAUUUCGAUUUGCAUCGCACAACUGGCUGCCCAAUGCUUCACGGCAUGUUGUUACACCUAAGAUGGCAAAUUUGAUCUACAAAAUUCGCAACCAUAUGGGUGUUGAUCUGGGGACGAUUAUCUUCGAUCACGUUAUGUCAUUUACUCCCCUGAAAGAGUCUAAGGUUCACUUGCCAUAUCCAUGCCUUCUGCUUGGUAUUCUGAAAUCUCAAGGGUUUAAGCCCUAUCCCAAUGAGCCCAUCAAAACUGCAUCUGCCAAGUUCUCUACGGAUGCUAGACUUUACUCAGGCACUCAUUAUGAUGAUCGUGCAUCCCUUCUUACUGCACCAGUUUUUUAUCCAGUGCCUCCUCCUCAGGAAACUCAUUCGGGAUCAUCUGCAGCCCCUUCUGCCUCUACUCCUGUCUCUGCUUCAGUUCUGGUCCAGCUAAAAAGUCAGGCUGCUUUUUAUCAAGCUACUCUGGAUAAUCUUAAAUCGGCGGUUUCUUCACUUCAAGAUGUUAUUGCUGCUACAGAACCUAAGCUGAUCGCGACUCAUCGUCAAAUUAAUGCCUUAGAGGAACAGCUUGCUUCGUAA